Etheostoma spectabile (orangethroat darter) is the source of this 4711-nucleotide messenger RNA. RefSeq names its product semaphorin-4E. Bases 668 to 3103 code for a protein of 811 amino acids. The transcript is spliced from 14 exons. The record is from RefSeq and is a predicted model, not a curated record. Gene Ontology annotation, cellular component: plasma membrane. Gene Ontology annotation, biological process: axon guidance; positive regulation of GTPase activity; positive regulation of cell migration. Gene Ontology annotation, molecular function: semaphorin receptor binding; chemorepellent activity. Lineage: Eukaryota; Metazoa; Chordata; Actinopteri; Perciformes; Percidae.
CAUGGAUAAACAAGGAGAGAAACAGGAACAACUGUGGCACUAUUUUAUUGUUAUAGCCAUACCUGUCUGUCUGCACUGUUUGGAAGUAUCUGUCAAAUGCUGUGAAAAACAACCUGCAGUCAUUUCAUUCAGCUGUAGCGCUCACCCUACAGCCCCCAACCCCUCACAGCCUGAGGGGCAAAGUAUGCAAGACAUCGGGGCUCUGACAACAGAUGAGCAGUCCUAUGCAUGCAGCAGCUCGUCCCACUGUGUCAAGUAACAACAAGAGAUGUCCAUUAGGAUGAUCUCCUCCAGUAUUCCUCACCAGUAGCUGGACAGCAUGGCUUCUGCUCCUCCUUCCAGAGAGGACACCAGUAGCUCAUUAGCACUGCGCUGGAGGCUAACGCCGACAUAGAACCACAACCCCCAGGACACCGACUUCAAACUGAACCGAAAUCAAGCUGAGCUACGCCCCCCCACAGACCUGGUUAAACGUGCUUAUGAACUGCCUUCAGAGGAUGACUCGUGCCAGAGAAGCACAUGUCCAGGACAGUGACGUCACCACAGUGUAACAGCAACAACAUCUGGACUGAGACCCUGGACCAUGUUCUGUCUCUGAUUGGGUGCUUUGGUGGCAGAGCUGGACUGUGCAGCUCUUCCACACUUAGACAAACCUGGACUCUGAGCCAUGUCUUUUCUCUCAGCCCUGAGCAUCAUCUGUGGAUUGAUGCUUCAUGUUUCAUUAAGUACACUCAACAAUCAAUACUGUGUCCCACGAAAGACUGUCCCUUACCAGAACGAGCUGAAGUUCUUCAAAGAAGAGGGGAUCUUCAACUACUCCACAAUGCUAAUGAGAGACGACUUGGGUGUGCUGCUGCUGGGGGCCAGAGAGGCCGUCUAUGCUCUGGACAUCGACAACGUCUCGGUCAAAAAGGCUGCGGUGUAUUGGCGAGUUACUGAGGAGAAGCAGAGGGAGUGCACGUACAAAGGAAAACAUGCUGAGGUGGAAUGCCGUAACUACAUUCGAACCCUGCACAAAGUGAAUGACACCACAAUGUAUGUUUGUGGCACAAAUGCUUUCAGUCCCUCCUGUGAUUAUAUGACGUUUGUUAAUGGACAGCUGAGGCUGGAGGGAAAGCAGGAGGAGGGAAAGGGGAAGUGUCCUUUUGAUCCCUUCCAGAGAUACUCCUCCCUCAUGGUUGGAAAUGAUCUGUAUUCUGCUACGUCUAUCAACUUCUUGGGCUCCGAGCCAGUGGUUCUGCGCAGCUCAGACUUGGCUCUCCGCACUGAGUUUAAGAGCUCCUGGCUCAGUGAGCCAAACUUUGUCUACAUGGACUUUGUGGGUGAGAGUUUUGGUAGUCCGGAUGGUGACGAUGAUAAGGUGUACAUGUUCUUCAGUGAGAACGCCAUGGAGUACGACUUCUACAGUAAAGUUGCAGUGUCUCGAGUGGCCCGUGUCUGCAAGGGGGAUAUGGGCGGCCAACGGACACUGCAGAGGAAAUGGACGUCGUUCCUGAAAGCUCGUCUGGAUUGUUCACUCCCUGAACCCAGCCUGCCCCUCAUUGUCCAGGAUGUCUUCCUGCUGAAAGACGAGGACUGGAGGAAGACAGUCUUCUACGCUGUCUUCACUCCGCAGUCGAGCUUGUCCCAGGUCUCUGCAGUAUGUGCAUAUAGUGUGUCGGCCACUCGAGAUAUUUUUAAUGAGGGCAAGUUUAAGACACCCGUUGCUGUGGAGACAUCUCACGUCAAGUGGGUGAUGUACACUGGAGAGGUGCCAGUCCCCAGACCAGGAGCCUGCAUCAAUAGUGUGGCACGUGAACUGGGGAUGAAUCGCUCGCUGGACCUUCCAGACAAAACCCUUCAGUUCAUUAGGGACCGCCCCCUUAUGGACGAGGCUGUUCGCCCGCUGACAGGAGGGCCGCUUCUGCUCAAGACGGGAGCUUUGCUGACACGGAUUGUCGUGGACAGUGUGUUGGCGCUGGACAGACAGAGAUAUGUCGUCAUGUUCAUUGGCACAGAAAACGGUUAUGUACAGAAGGCUGUCAACUACGCUGGAGAGAUGUUCAUCAUUGAGGAAAUUCAACUGUAUGAAAACCCAGUUCCUAUUAGCAUCCUGCGUCUCUCAUCCAGCAAGGGCCAACUGUAUGCGGGAUCAGAGUUCGGUGCUAUCCAGAUGCCGGUCAGUAACUGCAGCCGCUACGACACUUGUGUGGACUGCAUCCUGGCAAGGGAUCCUUACUGUGCCUGGGACUUCAACACCCAGCAGUGCUCCUCAGUCUACAGCUUACCACCCCCCUCAAGUAAUGCACUACAGAGCCUGAAGGAGGGAAACGUCUCACAAUGUCCAAGGCCAGAUCCAGUAGCAGCUGUGGACUUUACCCUAGUUCCAGACAACAAUAUUCAGCUGCCUUGCCAGCUCCACUCCAACUUGGCACAGGUCCUUUGGCGAUUCUCUGGCCAAACACUUCACUCCAACAAUAAAUACUACAUCUACAGCGGGGGCCUCCUCAUCCUGAGUGCCACUGAAUCGGACGCUGGCCUGUACACCUGUGACUCAGUAGAGCUGAUCACCGGCAGAGCAUACAACCGGACUGUGGCGGUUUAUCAUUUACAGCUCUACUCUGGCGCAGGAGCCGGGGACUACACUACUCUUGGCAAUCAGGUAACAAAUUCCUCAAACUCUAUUCACAGUCUGACUACAGCUGCACCAGGGCUUGUACUUACGCCAAACCUGGUCAGCGAGGACCCGUUGUCUCCCGAGACCCAAAGCAACACUAGCAGGGUGACUCAUUUGGAGGUGGCGGUGGCUCUGCUGUCGCUGCUUUGUCUCUCCCUGAUGGGAGUAUUAUUUUGGGUGUGGCUUCAGGGACGCUGGGAAUGCUUCAAGUUUGGGAAACGGCCCAGCGAAAGCGAGCGGAAAAGGCAGUCAGCUGAAUACAUGCACAUCCCUAACAGAACUUCAGAGAUUAAGCUCCUGGGGCCUGAGUCUGGAAGACCUUGCAGAGCCAAUAAUAAUCACUCUGCUGUUGACUUCAAAGGGAACGGGGAGCACCACUUCACACCUAUGGCCACCAUUUCAAAUCUGGACGGGCUGGGAUACAUAAAUGAUGAGUCAGAGAUUUGACUCUGCUGAGGUAUAGAAUUCAGCCAAAGGCUGACAACAGUGCACUAAUUAUCUUCCUAUAGAUGUGCUGCCGUAGAACACAUUUCACAUUAUAAAUUCUUGUUCUUCAUGUUUCUUCUUGCCAAUAUCCUCCACUGUCUUAUCAUUUCUGUUUUGACUGGGCAGCUGAUGAUGAGACUUACCAGGAUUUAUGAUGGAAUUUCACUACUGGAAAUGGUUAAAAUGUCAUUUUAUAUAUGUAUUUUUUUUGUACAAUGAUAAAUUGUGAAUACACACUGUAAUAUAUUGUGUACAGGUAAGAGCUUUUCUUUUCAACUACUAUUUAUUAUGCACAAUGUUUUUAAUCAUUAAAGCUUGUAAAUAGUGUCAGCAAGUAGCACAAACUUUGACCUCUGAUUUACAGGCAGUUUCAUUUUAUGGACUGUUUUAUUCAAGACAGCAUUCAUCAGCCAGAGAGCAUAUUGGCCAGUCUUUGGCUGUGGCGUUAAUGAUUGACUCUUUUUUGGGACGGAUGUCCACCUUUCCCUUUCUUUGUGUUGGAAUUCUAAACUCCGGUGGAAUUACUGCUCCUCAGAUCUCUGCAGGGUAUAUCCAGACAGCUAGCUAGACUAUCUGUCCAAUCUGAGUUUUCUGUUGCACGACUAAAACAAGCUUUUGAACGUAAACAUUUCCACCAAAACAAAUUCCUUUCCCGAGGCUAUUUUGCAGAGGCACAGUGGCUCUGAGCUUUGCUUAGCGACGCCAAAGACGAUUGUGAUUGUUCACGAUUGUGCAUGUUUUUCUCCCAAACUGGAAUGCUGUUCCUGCUGCUAGCCAGACCCUCCUUUACAGCGCUGUGGAAGAAGGUCUGGCAAAGCAAGACUGAAAGAUCGAUCAAUAGCCUACUGCUUAUUUCUGAGUCUCUGUUAAAAAAUGGACUACACAUUUAUCUAUGCAUUUAAGGUAUAGAGUGAACUCCAUACCUCUAUAUUCCAUAACAAAAACAUGAGAGUAUUUCUCUCCAGUAAAUAUAUCAUCAUUGAGAGGGAACUAGCAUGUCAUUUGAAUGUAGAAGUGUGGGUGUCGGUGAAUUCACUCCUUGCAUCAGAGACAGCCCAGAUAAUAAUUUUGUUUUUUGGUGUCAACUUUUUGAAAACUGCAGCCCUUGUUGAUUAUUUAAAAAAAAAAAAAAAAAACUUUCUUGGGAGUUUGACACGUGUCUAGCUGUCAGAUUACCUUCUCACAACACAGCUGAGCAGUGAAUGUGUAAGCGCUGCUGGGAGUUCACCUUGGCACGCUUGCUUUCUUGAUGUUUCCAACUGACACUCCCGUGGGUUGCGUGACGGGAUGAUGUCAACAGAAAGACACACUGACUCCAGUUACCUCAGAAGUGUUUGUUUUUGUCAAAAACGUCUGAGACCAAACUAAAUUACAGGAAUGUAGCCCGAAUCUGCUGUUUUUCACACUCUGUCAUUAACUGUGCUCAGAGCCGCUUUGUUUUAGCUCUAACAAGUACUGUAGAAAUGAGAGGGUUGAAGUGGGUUUCCGCUCAAUUAUUCAGCAGUUUAUAAGGAAGAGGUUAUAUAUUGAUCUUAUCCGGUGAUAAAUUAAUAGAAUAUUGCUGAUGCA